AGAUUCUGUGGAAAUGGAACUCGCAGCCAGUUUUGAAGUACGGCAUGCAGGUGGGUGACUUCAUGCUGGCUACAAAUACUCUUCUUUCUGGCAACAACUACAGGAAGAUUGCCCUCCUCUUUCAAUUUAUGAAAAUGCCAAUGGUUGCUGAGGGGACUUUCUUCCGAAUUGAAGAUGCUUAUUGCAUUGCUCCGGUCCAGGAAUGUUGGGAAAAAAAUAGGGCGGUCAUUGUAGACCGGUUUUGUCAUGAAGAACAUGUCGUUGUCCUAGGUGAUGGCAGAAUGGACUCUCCAGGACACUAUGCACAAUACUGCACUUACACAACUCUUGAGCAAGAGUCAAGAGACAUUGUGCACAUUGUCACCGUAGACAAGCGUGAAACGAACAGGAAUUCCGUGAUUAUGGAGAAGGAGUGUUACAUCAGGACCAUGGACGCUAGCCUGAGCAAAUCUAAAUUUGCCGAGAGUUGCCCAGGCUACAUGGACGCACUAAUCCAGGAAAUUCCUGUCCGAGAAGUUGUCACGGAUGCCCACCCACAAAUCUCCGCCUUGCUUAAUCCAGAGCGUGGGCGCUACAAAAAUAUUCACCACUCUCUGGACAUAUGGCAUGCUGCCAAAAAUCUUGGAAAGAAGUUACGACGGGCUGGCACAAUAAAAAAUCAGAAUUCAAUUCUAGCCUGGAUGAAGGACAUCGUUAAUCACUUUUGGUAUUGCUGCAAACCAGCAUUGACCGAGGAGCAGUUCAAGAUGAUGUGGCAUGGAGUCCUACACCAUGUCUGCAAUCAACAUUCAUGGGCAACUGGAUGCUGUGAACAUGAGCCUCUGGAUGAAGGCAGCCAAAACAAGCCAUGGAUCCAUCAAGGUUCAGCAGCUCAUCAGGCACUUACAGCAAUCGUGCUUGACAAGCGCUGGUUGAGCCAGGUGAAGAAGUUCAUCAACUUCAGGACCACUUCUGAUUUGGAAAGCUUCCAAAAUCAUAUACUGAUGUAUGCGGCAAAGCGCUUCGCCUACAGCCCACCUCUAUACAGGACGCGAGUUUUGCUUGCCGCAUUAGAUUACAAUAAUAGAAUAAUACAAUAA
Messenger RNA from Rhinichthys klamathensis goyatoka, 1079 nucleotides. RefSeq lists its product as uncharacterized. The record is from RefSeq and is a predicted model, not a curated record. The transcript is spliced from 9 exons. The coding region runs from base 45 to 1079 and encodes 344 amino acids. NCBI's taxonomy places the organism in Eukaryota, Metazoa, Chordata, Actinopteri, Cypriniformes, Leuciscidae.